Messenger RNA from Dromaius novaehollandiae (emu), 692 nucleotides. RefSeq names its product ribosomal protein S24 (gene RPS24). The record is from RefSeq and is a predicted model, not a curated record. Gene Ontology annotation, molecular function: structural constituent of ribosome. Gene Ontology annotation, cellular component: ribosome. Lineage: Eukaryota; Metazoa; Chordata; Aves; Casuariiformes; Dromaiidae. Gene Ontology annotation, biological process: translation. The coding region runs from base 152 to 547 and encodes 131 amino acids. The transcript is spliced from 7 exons.
GGUCUCCCCCCUUCGGCCCCGGCUCUGGGAUAGACGCCCCUAGGCGCGGCUCCGCCCCUCCGGCGCGAAGGCCCCUGCGCCGGCUUAUGAUUGGUGGCGGGGGAGUGCCGCUUCCUUUUCCCGCUCGCUCGCCGGCAGGGAGGCCGCUGCCAUGAACGACACGGUGACCAUCAGGACCAGGAAGUUCAUGACAAACAGGCUGCUUCAGCGUAAGCAGAUGGUGAUUGAUGUUCUUCAUCCUGGGAAGGCCACAGUCCCCAAAACAGAAAUCAGGGAGAAGUUGGCAAAAAUGUACAAGACAACCCCUGAUGUAAUUUUCGUCUUUGGCUUCAGAACUCACUUUGGGGGUGGAAAGACAACAGGUUUUGGCAUGAUCUAUGAUUCCCUGGACUAUGCGAAGAAAAACGAACCAAAGCACAGGCUGGCUAGGCAUGGUCUGUAUGAAAAGAAGAAGACUUCUAGGAAACAGCGAAAGGAGCGCAAGAACAGAAUGAAGAAAGUCAGAGGCACAGCCAAGGCGGUUGUUAGUGCUGGCAAGAAGAAAUGAAGUAUCUAGCAGUAAAUGAAUGUUCUUCAGAUGGCAAAUGGAAGAACCCAAAGUCAAUUAUUCUGGGACAAAAUGUAGAAAGAAUUCUUCUGGGAAGAAGGUGCUAAUCUUGCUUUCAAAUGAAAUAAACUAUGUUAAUAAAGUA